AUGAACACCGUCGCCCAUAGCCUGGCCGAGGCUUCUCCCCCAGCUUCCGCUGUCGCGCCCAUCAACCAACACCAGCACCAGCAACCGCAGCCUCCGCCAUCACCGUCGCCCUCGCAGCCGACCUCCGUCUCCGAGACCGCUCCAACUCCCCUGCUGCCGCCCAUCUCCUCGCCGUCUGCUCCUCCCGUUUCGCUGCCUGCUGCUCUCGCCGCCGCCGCCGCCGCUUCUGCGCCCUCUCACUGCCUCCCGCAAAACCCCGAUGAGCUUCCCCCGCUCCGCCAGCCGUCGCCCACCUCGCCGGCGCAUUAUACGUUUGAGCAGCAUCAGCAGCAGCACUCUCACCACCACCUCCACCCAGUCACCCCGCCUCUGAGAAAGGACACAUGCUCCUCCAUCUCGACGCAGGCCACUACCGCUACCUUGGCCUCCACGGAGACCAACAACACAUCGUACAGUGCCGACACCUCUCCUAACCUGCACCAGUCUAUUUUCUCUGUAAAGGAUGGCUCCGACGUCUCUAACAACCGCCGCACGAGCAGGAGACGGACCGGGCCCCUUUCCCAGCAGUCUAGAGAGCGCGCCGCACUCAUCAGGAAGCUCGGUGCUUGCAAUGAUUGCCGGAGGCGCAGAGUUGCUUGCCACCCCAGUCACCACAACAUGACAUGGGAGGACGUAGUCUCCAAGUUUCAUCGAUCCCACAGCCCGACUAUCCAGGACAUCGCGCCCUCCCUCGCCGCUGCUGGCCGGCCAUUGAGCCCCGCCCCCGCCGUCGCCAACGUCCAGUCCCUGUUCGCCCACGACCCUCAAGAGAUGGAUAUUGAUUCGAACCCUCCCUCUUCUCAUCAACCCGGCCGGCCUCCGUUGAGUGAUGCUAGAAUCCGCACUCCGCUGCCAUCGGGCCCUCGCCUUGAGAAGUCGUUGUCGUUGCCAGGUAUCGAGAGCUUUAAGAACGACCUUCAGACUAACGUGGGGCGCAUGCUCUCCACCCCAAGCCGAGACCGGUACACCUCGGUCCAGGUCCUGUUUCUGUUCUGGCAGGACGAUGAGGACGUGUCUACGAUUCACUCGGCUGUUCGGGAGCUUGGUGAGGUCUUUGACAAGUACUACCAUUAUGGCUUUCAGGUUCAGACAAUACCCUCGUCGUCUGACGGCUGCAAGAGCUCCUGGAGGUGGCUUUCGCGACAGCUCAACGAGUUUGCCGAGGACCGUGAUGAGCGCGAUGUCCUGAAGAUUGUCUAUUAUGCCGGACAUACAUAUCUAGACGGCAAUCGCGAGAUGGUCUUGGCGAGUUCGAGAGACCCAGAACGGGCUUCGACCAUCCGAUGGGGUGGAAUUCAGCAGACCCUAGAGGAGGCUCGAGCCGAUACUCUCAUCAUCAUGGAUGCGGCGUACUAUCCAUCAUCCCGUAUGGUUCGACAGCAAGGCGUCCUGGAGCUGCUGGCAGCGUCGGUGUCGGAGGAGCACUUCUAUGGCCUCGAUCGGUGCGCCUUCACACGAGCUCUGGCUGAGCAACUUCGAGUCAGGGCAGCACGGUUGAGCCCCCUUUCGGCCGCUGAGCUGCACGCAAACCUGUUCUCCCACUAUGCCAAGAUGGUACAGGACAAGAACCCAGAGCAAGAGGUGGUAACUAGCUUCCCCUCGCCGCUGCACAUGAUGAUGUCGGGUAACUCGAGACUUCCGUCAAUCUUCUUGUCGCCGGUAUACCAAAACAGCCCGAUGCGCAGCAGCUUCUCGUCGUACGAGAACAGUCCGCAAUUGCAUCUGUCGAUUCGUCUGGACGACGACAAUGUCAACCUCGAGAGCUGGAACGAGUGGCUGCGGCUGAUGCCCGAGGGAAUUAAGGACAUCAAGGUUGAAGGCCCUUUUCGAGCUACCUUUAGAUGA
Fusarium keratoplasticum is the source of this 1884-nucleotide messenger RNA. RefSeq lists its product as uncharacterized. The record is from RefSeq and is a predicted model, not a curated record. The transcript is spliced from 3 exons. Lineage: Eukaryota; Fungi; Ascomycota; Sordariomycetes; Hypocreales; Nectriaceae. The coding region runs from base 1 to 1884 and encodes 627 amino acids.